Peronospora farinosa is the source of this 2331-nucleotide messenger RNA. The record is from the annotation of a GenBank genome assembly. Lineage: Eukaryota; Oomycota; Peronosporomycetes; Peronosporales; Peronosporaceae.
AUGAAUUCGGAUCGUUCAUCUCAAUCGGCCAGAAUUCUUGGGCGCGUUCGGGAGGACGCAGCCGAUUUGGCUCUAAUGGUGACCACUGCUACCCAUGAUUGGAAGUUACUGAGCGAUAAGAAUGGUACGCAACUGUACGAGAUGAAGGGUGAGUCUCUUACGAGCAAAGUGAGCACUGUUCGUACAUUCGGCAAUGGAGGAGGUGGCCAUCCGUCCGAAUUCUACAUCGCUCGAGCGGCUACAACCGUCCAAGCCGACGUCAACACAAUGUUGGACGUGCUACGAACUCAUACGUCUAAAGACUUUCGUGCUGUCAUGAAAAAGAUUUUCGGCAAACAAUUUGAGAGUGGAGCUAUCGUGGAUUCAUUGAGUUGUACAACGCCAACCUCGUACGCACCAAGCUCAGAUAAUACGGGUAACAAUGGGGCUCGGCAGAGUUCCACUGAAGACGACAAGUACAAUGCCAAUUGGAUCACUUUGAGAGCCUUCACCAAGUUGGGCGGACUGGAUGGUCAGCGAGACUUUACAAUGGUCUGCUACCAGGACGUGUUUGAGCGAAGUUAUACCAGCGACAGCCUUACGCGAAAAGGACGGCAAAUCGCCAGAAAUCCCCACCGACAGCAACUGAUGACGGGGUCUCGACUUAUCGGAGUGCAUACGUUCUCAAGUAUGAACUUUAAGGACAUUCCCGAGUUGCCAAGGUCCUCAAAGACAGAUCGCCUUCACUUCCGGAAUUCAGGUAUUGUCGUAGAAGAGUUGGUGGAGGAAGAUGCUAGUGGUCCCUUGGUACGCGUGAGUUUGCUGCUGUCGUUGAUGCCGUCGAAACUUGUGCUGAAGGAGCUUUCACAAAGUCCUCGUAUGCGGGUGGCACUGGCUGCAGGUCAUAAAGUGGCCAAAAAAUACCGCAAAUGGUUGCAGACACUAGCACUGGGCGUGAGCCACUUAGCAGAAGCAGCUAAACCUGCUGUCACUAUUCAGCACUUGAGUACCAUGACAUGGAGUAAUAGUGAUACCUGCUUCCUGUGUCUCAAGACGUUCCGCACAUUUCGGAGACGAUAUCAUUGUCGAUUUUGUGGCGAGGCUGUCUGCGGUUCAUGCUCAAGCUUUGUAGAUUUGUCGUCCUUUGAAGUCAGGUAUGAAAGCAGUGGCAGCUCAAGCAAUAUCAAAGUGGGGCAUUGUAAGCUCAAUUUACAGGCGACUAUCGAUGGCAGUAGGUGGAGCGAAAAUGCAUCUCCUAAGACUUUAAGGGACAGCAAUGAGGAGUUCUUUGAUAUUCGGGGAUGCAACACGUGCGCGUCUGAAUUGCAGAUGAAUAUGGUCAUUCGGAGCCAGACUCGAAAUCUUCAUAAGCCUAUUCUCUACAGGAACAGCACCAGCAAUAGGUUCUCACAACUUGCAAACGUAUGCCUCGAGAGAAGAGGUGUAGAGAACAAGUUUGACCAAAACUCUGGCUAUUGCAGCGUCAAUGGCUCACCGCCACCAUAUUCAGGCCAUGACAACGACUUUGAACACGAUCGAGUGGCGCCUAUGAAUGCUGACGACUAUCACCAGUGCUCAAGUCGAAAGCUGAGUUUCUCAACCAUCAGUUGCAGUUCGUUCCCUGGUUUUUUGAAUGAUGAGCGUGCUCAACUAGCACUCGGCUCAUCUAACAGUUCAGCUGAGACUAUUGGCGAUGCACCAUUUGAUGCGAGCUUAAACCGCAGAUCCAGCUGCUUCGUGAUGUCAGACACCUCGCACAAUGAGUUGUUAACUCGUGACUCGGACAUCUUGUCACUAAACGGAUUGAUGUUGUGCGCCAGGGAGUCAGCAACACAACCGGUUGUCAUUGACGAUGCUAAAGACAUAGACCUUGCGUACAAACUUUAUCACCAGCCUGCAUGCGCACUUAUCCGUGAAAGUUAUGCCACGACUGCCGCUACGAACGAAGGAAGCACCCACAGUCGAUUUUACUACUCAGGCAUGACCCCGCAAGAAAUUCAACUUGCUGAACAAGUCUUAUGUGUAACCAAAGCAAGGGACACUAUGCCAAUGAAUGACCGUAUACCACAAAGUCCUCAUCCUCAGGAUCGACCAAGUUAUGAACAGCGACCAACAAAACAGUCAAUCAAGAAGGUUUACCACAUGCCUCCAACACGACAAAGCCAUUUGUCUUCAUCACAGUCACAGAAAUCGUCGUAUUCAUCAGGCAGCACACACAGCGACCUGAUUCAAUUGAACGCUCCCCUGAAAGCUCCAGUGACAACGUCCACCGACUUUGUUGUAUUCAGUGGUAGCCGACAGGGAGAAAUACCCAACCGCGAAGUGGGCGAUAUGAUUUUGCUCGAUUUCUGA